Erpetoichthys calabaricus (reedfish) is the source of this 2217-nucleotide messenger RNA. It is a transcript of the gene txndc9, whose product is annotated as thioredoxin domain containing 9. The record is from RefSeq and is a predicted model, not a curated record. The transcript has 5 exons. NCBI's taxonomy places the organism in Eukaryota, Metazoa, Chordata, Cladistia, Polypteriformes, Polypteridae. Bases 151 to 828 code for a protein of 225 amino acids. Gene Ontology annotation, cellular component: cytoplasm. Gene Ontology annotation, biological process: microtubule cytoskeleton organization.
GGGAGGAGUUGUAUGUAACCUUGGUGACGUAUGGGUAACGCUCUUUUGUGAAGAAAAAUAGCCUGGCAGUUUUAAUUUGGAGAGUAAAGCCAUCAGGAAGAGAAUACGUUGCAGGAUUUUCUGAAGCCUGCUACACACAAUACAGAAAAUAUGGCGGCGAAUCAGUCAGUAGACCUCAUAACAAAGGUCCUGGAGACCCAGUUACUCCAAAGUGCAAAAAUUAUGGAGGAGCAGCUGGAUGCCGAAAUCGAAAAGCUGGAGCAGAUUGAUGAGGAGGAGCUCGAAAGGCUACACGAGAGGAGGUUAGCCGCUUUGAAGAAAGCACAGCAACAGAAACAGGAAUGGCUUUCCAAAGGUCAUGGGGAAUAUCGAGAGAUCCCAAGUGAAAAGGAUUUCUUUCAAGAAGUGAAGGAUAGCAAAAGUGUCGUUUGCCACUUCCACAGGGAGUCUACAUUCAGAUGCAAAAUCAUUGACAAACAUUUAGCAAUAUUGGCAAAAAAACACCUUGAAACAAAGUUCAUUAAACUGAAUGUUGAAAAGGCUCCUUUCCUUGCAGAGAGAUUACGUAUCAAAGUAAUUCCCACUUUGGCCCUUGUGAAAGAUGGAAAGACAAAAGAUUAUAUAGUUGGUUUCACUGAUCUAGGAAACACUGAUGAAUUUACUACUGAUGUUUUAGAAUGGCGUCUGGGAUGCUCCGGUAUCAUUAACUACAGUGGUAAUUUGAUGGAACCUCCAAGCCAGGGAACAAAGCCCGGAACAAAAUUCACCAAGCUGGACAAGAAGACCAUUCGAGGAAAAGGCUACGAUUCUGACUCGGAUGAAGAUUAAAGGACUUAAGAAUUUUUUGUUUUGCUCAAGAUUUUGCUUCUUGUUUGUUUUGUUUUAUAUAUUUUUGAAGAGGAAAGCAAGUCACUAUUAAUAUAAACCUAUUAAACACAAAUUUGUAAAAUGCAGGUAACCUUUUUUUAUAUAAAAGAAGUAGAACAUUAAUUCAUUUUUGGUUUGUGAGUAUCAUGGUGAAAGGUAAAGAUGCACAUAUAUUCACUUGUAGUCUGAAUGUUUCACCUUUCUGCAGAGAUGUGCAGUCAUCCAAGCUUAUAGGGUUCUUUUUUUCCUUUUUAAGAAUGAAAAUCAAAUUAAAUGCAGAUACUCUUUGUGCUUGAACUGAAAAAAGAGCUGAUGAAAUGCUAGAUGGGAUACAAAUCCUACAGUGGCUCACUCACCGGUAAUCAAUGAUGCUAUAGGUGCUCUAAAAAUGAGCUUCACAUUGCCACAUUUUAAACUUGAGCCUCGAAUAUGUCUUUAGUAGGCCUGUUGUCCAGAUUGUAGAGAAUAUUGUUUUUAACAUGUCAAAAGUACUUAGAAUAUAUAAAUGGAUUUUGUGGCCUUAUGAAUGAUUGGCAGAGCACACAUAUUGGACAAGCAUGUGCUCGAUACCAUUUUGAAUGUUUGUUUGUGUACCCAUCAGUUCUCCUAUCCUUAUUAGACAUCCUUGGUAACAAUUGAGUAAUGGAGUGGGGUUUCUGCUCAAAAACUUGUGCCAGCCUACGCAGACCCAAUGAAAGUGCUGAAAUAACGUGACACGGCUCAGGCACUGAAUUGAAUUGUUCAAACAGUAUUUAUUUACAGAUUUAUUAGGCAGGACAGAGGGAGUUCCUCUUGAUGGCUGAUCUGCUAUAAACUCGCGUGUCCUGUUCUUUCUAAACUGUAGUAACCAUUUUUAAAUGGCAUUCUUGCAAGUUUCUGUGACUUUUAAGGACUUAACCCACCACACUUUUAGGAACUUCAAAAAUGUUUGUGAAAAUUCGGAAAGUAAUUUUAGACUCUACCUAGGGAAUAACCUCGGCGUGAGUUUACUAAUAUUUAGAUUGAAGAAUUGUACAUUUCUUGUAGUGUUUGGUCAAUUUUUCCAAAAACAAAACCUUAAAAUGCUUAACUAGACAGCACAUCUCUACCAUUUGUGGUUCAUAUUUGAUUUUAAAUUUGUAUUCCGUUUAUAUUAAGAAUAGUAAAACAUCAUCUUGGACUUACUUCUGCAGCCAUUGCUUUAUACAUUUGUAUUAGUUUUUAUUUCUAAUUGCUGUUACCUCAUUCUAGAAGUGCCAAGGAUGCCACUUGCAUUGUGGCUAAUUUUCUUUCAAAAUUUGGACAGAUUUUGACUUUUAUACUAAGACAUUGUUCAAAACAAUAAACGUUCUUGAAAAUUACAAAUACCAA